AUGGAAGAGGCCUAUCACCUACCUCUUCAAGAGGUUGAAUGGUGGAGUUGCAGGAUAGCCAACCUGUCUCUGAGCCAUAACGACAACUGCUUUACUGGUGAUAACCCAAUCGAGCCUGUCCAUGACUGCCUUGAAACAAUUGAGACUCUCCAAGGUCUUCGGCCAGACCUGACUGAUGUGCCCUGGAAAGAGCCUAAUGAAAUGCUGUUCACUGAUGGAAGCAGUUUUGUCUUCAAUGGAACCAGGUAUACUGGGACAGCCAUGCUUGCUCAUGUGACUGCACUAAAGUCUAAAGAUAGGAAAGAAUCUGUGGUUGAGGAGGAAAAUUCCUUUUCUGAAAAUCAGCCAUUUCCUUCUCUUAAGAUGGUUUUAGAGUCUUUGCCAGAAGAUGUGGGGUUUAACAUAGAAAUAAAGUGGAUUUGCCAACAAAGGAAAACAGAAUAUUACAGUUAUCUCCCAGCUGAAAAGUCUUUAUUAAAUUGUCCUUUUAGGGUUCGGCAAAAACAGAACAAAUAUCCCAUAUUAUUUUUGACUCAAGGAAAAUCUGAUAUCUACCCUGAACUCAUGGACCUCAGAUCUCGGACAACUCCUAUUGCAAUGAGCUUUGCACAGUUUGAAAAUCUACUGGGCAUAAAUGCACAUACUGAAGACCUGCUCAGAAACCCAUCCUAUAUUCAAGAGGCGAAAGCUAAGGGACUAGUCAUAUUUUGCUGGGGUGAUGAUACCAAUGAUCCUGAAAACAGAAGAAAAUUGAAGGAAUUUGGAGUUAAUGGUCUAAUUUAUGAUAGGAUAUAUGAUUGGAUGCCUGAACAGCCAAAUAUAUUCCAAGUGGAGCAGUUGGAACGCCUGAAGCAAGAAUUGCCAGAGCUAAAAAGCUGUUUGUGUCCCACUGUUGGCCGCUUCGUUCCCUCAUCUUUGUGUGGCGAGCCCAAUAUCCAUGUGGAUGCCAACAUCAUUGAUAAUGUGGAGAAUGCUUAGUUUUUAUUGCACAGAGGUCAUUGGGGGCAUGCUGUGCUAUUCUGGGUAUUCACUUUUCAUCAUUGAACAUUGUUUAUCUAUGCCUUUUGGGUUUCUCAGUCCAAUAAAGCAAUAAUGAAGUAUUUUACUCUUUCACUACAGUUCUUGCAAGGAUUUCAAGUAUGCUGUUUAAAUCACUUGGCCAGGUAUAAUUACCAGUCAUUCUCUUUACAAUGAGAAAAUUUAUUGGUUGGCAAAUAUAUUAAGCUAAAUAUGUAAACCUAUAAUGUUAAAUAAAUGUUUGUUAAAAGCAUAGCACUUUGAAAUUAACUAUAUAAAUAUCUCGUAUUUACACUCCUUAUAGCUUUUCAUUUGAUCAAGUCUGAAAUCUUUAGCACUUAAAGAAAAUAACUGCAUAAUUAUACCUGACCAUGAACAAAAUAAGUACCUCAAAUGCAUGCAUUUGCACUGGUGAUUCCAACUGCACAAAUCUUUGUGCCAUCUGUGUAUAUAGGUAUUUUGUAUGUGGAUUGACAUGCACAUAAACCAUCUUCAUUCAGUAUGAACCUUGAACUGUGUUUCAUAAGUUUUUCAAGAGUUGUUUUACAUAAAUGAUAAAAUUUCAAAAUGCUGCAGGGUAAUUUAAUGUAUAAAAUAUUAGUGAGAAGUAUGUAUUGCAUACUUAGAGUAGAUCACAAUGUAUACAUCCGAUUCAAUGCAUGCUUUAGGAUUUAAGCAUGAUAUUGUACACGUUUACUGUUAAGUCCUUGCAUCUGUGGUGCUAGGUGAGUGUGAGAAGAUGUCAAGGACUGAAAAUACAGUUGCCUCAAAAGCCUGUUCAUAGGCAUUGUUAUUAUAGGCUUAUCUUGUCUCUCACCACCUAUUCCACACUGUUGCUUAUGGGUUUUGUGUAUGUGUGUGUGUUGUACAGUAGUUAAAUCACCAUGCAGAAAAAUAAAUGUCCUGAAUUCUCUUAUUGGUAUUCUUUAUUAGUUAAUGUAUAUCAUGCAUGUAAUUUAUUUAGAAAUGUAGAGAUAUUACUAAAUGUGUAUGUAUGUUUUUAGGAUUAUACUAAGGUUUCUUUCAUUAGAAGCAGGUUGUGUUGACAUGCUGUAACUUAAGAAUGAAUGUUAAAUAAAAUGACAGAUUUAUUUUCAUUAUAAAAUGAAAUUUCAAGAAGGU
Messenger RNA from Galeopterus variegatus (Sunda flying lemur), 2139 nucleotides. Its product is annotated as glycerophosphocholine phosphodiesterase GPCPD1-like. Bases 1 to 978 code for a protein of 325 amino acids. Gene Ontology annotation, biological process: glycerophospholipid catabolic process. The record is from RefSeq and is a predicted model, not a curated record. The transcript has 8 exons. Gene Ontology annotation, molecular function: glycerophosphocholine phosphodiesterase activity. NCBI's taxonomy places the organism in Eukaryota, Metazoa, Chordata, Mammalia, Dermoptera, Cynocephalidae.